Molecule: messenger RNA, 1752 nt
Organism: Penicillium cinerascens
Lineage: Eukaryota; Fungi; Ascomycota; Eurotiomycetes; Eurotiales; Aspergillaceae
Product: putative tetracycline-efflux transporter
Exons: 3
Coding region: 1-1752 (583 amino acids)
Biological process (GO): transmembrane transport
Cellular component (GO): membrane
Molecular function (GO): transmembrane transporter activity
Source: RefSeq, a predicted model, not a curated record
AUGGAAAACGAGGAACUCUUCGCGGGUGAAUCCGCGCUCGACGCACAGCAACAAGCCAGGAACAUCCGUCUCACUGCAGACGCACCCAAGCAACCUACCCUGCAGGUUCAUAGCGAACCGCUGCUGGCCGGCGAUGAUGUUGACGAUGAAACGCCACCCUACGAGGAGGAUGAGCGCGAUAUCGAUACCCGACCGCGAUGGAGGAGACCGUCCAUUUGGUGGCUGCUACCAUUUGGCCUUCUAUUUAUGUUGGGCUUUGGAGGGCUCGUCGUACCCAGAAUCAACCUGAUAAUGACUCUGAUUUGUCGUGAUUAUUUCUCCGAGAGAAUGGCCAAAGACCCUAAUUUCACCGUUCUUCCCGUCAUUUUCGGAGAAGAUAAUGCCCAGUGCCGAAUCCCCGAGGUCCAGUCUCUCGUCGCCCAGUUUCAGCUUUACCUCAAUCUAAUCACCGGAAUCCUCUCCGCAUUGGUCAGUCCUCGACUGGGUCACUUAUCGGAUCGUUAUGGUAGGACCAGAAUGAUCGCACUUUGUGCCAUGGGUACUGUGCUCAAUGAAGUGAUCACCGUGAUUAUCGCUUCGCGGCCGGAGAAUAAGUCGAUCAGACUCCUCUUCAUUGGAGCCGUGAUGGAUGGGCUCGGCGGUUCAUUCACCACGGCGCAAGCUCUGAUUCAUUCCUAUGGUUCGGAUUGCACGCCGCCGGACAAGCGAAGUGUGGCAUUUGGCCUAUUCCACGGCGUCUUGUUCCUCGGCAUCGCUGCUGGACCCAGUGGUGCUGCAUACCUGAUCAAAACGACCGGGAAUGUUAUAAUCGUCUUUUUAAUCGGCCUGACAUUUCAUGCCGUCUUUUGCCUGUCGCUCUUUUUCAUCGUUCCAGAGUCUCUCUCGAAGGAGCGACAGCGCGUUGCUCGUGAGAAGCACCGUAUCAAGCAGACAGACUCUGAAGCUACCAAAUGGUAUUCUUGGAAGACCCUUAACCCGAUGAACCUCAUCACGCCACUCUCUAUCCUUCUACCCGCUGUUGGACGACCGAGUGUAUUAUUCCCCAAUCGCCGGGGUGCUAGUCCUGCUCUUCGACGAAACAUCAUUCUUCUUGCUGCAAUGGAUACAGUGUGCUUCGGCGUCGCCAUGGGUACUGCUCAGUUGAUCAUCAUCUAUGCCGAGUACAUGUUCAACUGGGGUAAUGUGGAGUCGAGCCUGUUCGUGUCCAUCAUCAACGCGAUCCGUGUGGUCAACCUAUUCGUCGUUUUUCCCAUUGUUGCGCGCUUCUUCGGUACCUCGACUGCCAACGAUAACACUAUCCGCGGAUCUGACAUGCUGGACAUCGUCAUCAUCCGCCUGUCCAUCUUCUUCGACGUUUUGGGCUAUGUCGGGUAUGGCCUAUCGAAACACCCAUCGAUGAUGAUCCUUUCCGGAGUUAUCGCUUCGUUUGGUGGAAUGGGUGCGCCAACCUUACAGUCAUCUCUCACCAAGCACGUGCCGCAUGAGCGUAUUGGCCAAAUGCUUGGUGCUACGGGCCUCUUGCAUGCGCUUGCACGAGUUGUCGCGCCGACUAUCUUCAAUUUGAUUUAUAGUCUAACGGUCGCUACCUACCCUCCGACGGUAUUUGUUUGUCUGGCGGCAGUAUUUGGUGUAACUUUCUUGAUGAGUUUACUGAUUCGGCCACAUGUCACUCUUGUGGACGAGGCUGCUUCGGAUGUACGGGCUGAAGCCAACGAAGAUGGAGAAGACGAACAUGAUCAGCUCCUCCUAUGA